AUGUCGGACGUCGCUCAUCUCAAGUCUCUUUUCCGUUUCUACGACGACUACCCCAAGAAGGGCAUUCGAUUCUGCGACAUUCUUCCCGUCCUUCGCGAUCCGUUGGCGUUCGAAUUGCUCCUCACCAACAUUGUCUCGCACAUCUUUACGCACACCAUCCCUUCGCUCGACGACGACACGCCAGCGCCUGCUGCGCCCACCCCUCUCGAACCGGGUGCCAAGUCGUACGGCAACCGCAAGAUCGAUGCAGUCGUAGGUCUCGACGCUCGAGGCUUCUUGCUCGGCCCCGCCAUCGCCCAGCGACUCGGGUGUGGAUUCGUCCCCGUCCGCAAAGUCGGCAAGCUUCCCGGCGAGUGCGUCCAGGCUUCCUACCAAAAGGAAUACGGAGAGGACGUGUUCGAAAUGCAAAAGGAAGCCUUGGCUCCCAACUCGCGCGUAUUGGUCAUUGACGAUCUCAUCGCUACCGGCGGUUCGGCAAAGGCUGCUGGAGAACUGGUCAACAAGUGCGGAAGCAAGGUGGUCGAGUACGUCUUCGUCGUAGCCAUUCCUUUCCUCAAGGGAGCUGACCAGCUCGAUGCUCCUUCGUAUCACCUUGUCGAAGUCGACUAA
Molecule: messenger RNA, 609 nt
Organism: Mycosarcoma maydis (corn smut)
Lineage: Eukaryota; Fungi; Basidiomycota; Ustilaginomycetes; Ustilaginales
Product: putative adenine phosphoribosyltransferase
Exons: 2
Coding region: 1-609 (202 amino acids)
Biological process (GO): adenine salvage; AMP salvage
Cellular component (GO): cytoplasm
Molecular function (GO): adenine binding; AMP binding; adenine phosphoribosyltransferase activity
Source: RefSeq, a predicted model, not a curated record